AUGGUUUACCGUGGGAAACCUAGCACGGGCUGUCAAAAUUGUCGAUCUAGACAUAUUAAGUGCGACGAAGCUCGUCCUCACUGUAAGGCCUGUGUCCGGACCGGCCGGACCUGUCCCGGAUAUCCGCACCCGCUCGAUGUGAUGCUAAGAGAUCGAACGGCCUUCCAGCGCAAGAAAAGUAAUGUUUCUAAGGCCAAGGCAGUUAAUACCACAAUAUGCAAAAAGGGUUCGAAGGAGCCAUCUUCUCCAUUGACGGUGUCGGAGACGACCACGUCGCCUUCCACUGCAUCCGCUACAUCAUUCCUGAACUCCCCAGAGGUGGAAAAUUCGCCCGUCUCCGUUAACGCUGUGAGAGCUCUAAGCCCUAGUCUUCCCAGUAGUUUGUACCUACCCUUGGAGAGUACAGUUACCUCUUUGUUCUUCAAUUCCUAUCUUCAUCAGCCAAGAGACCCUCUCAUUCGGAUCGGGUUUAUGGAGCUUUUGCCCGAUCGAUACUUCAAUGCUCGGCCUGGAACUCCUUUAUAUCUGGGUACACUGGCUGUGUCAUUGUUCUCUGUCUCUGCCUGGACAGGGAAUCGUUCAUUCCUCCACUUGGCGGAGCAGUUCUUCGUGAGAGCUUUAUCAAAUACAAGGGUAGCCUUGCAGGGCAACCUUGGUGAAAACGUGGUCGAGACGAUAAUGGCAGUUCUUUUGCUUUCUGUCUAUGAGGAGUUUUCUGCUGUCAAAGAGCACAGAAUUGCAGCAAAAACUCAUCUGCAAGGGGCAAUUGCUUUAGUCAACAGCGGCUACAUGCCACAAAGUGAGGACACUAAUUCGCAAAUAGUAACAAACUCAAUACAAUGUCAAAUUAUUAAAGCCUCGACGAUACCGGCUUAUCCGACCAUCGAAAUACCAGACGUGUGGCCUAUGGCAGCCCCAAUACCCCAGUCUGCAUCAUCACAGCUGACAGCGGCCGCAACUGAGUUAGUAGAUCUUAGACAGGUGUGGGAUAAGUUCGCAUCACAACCGGAACUGUACGGCGCAGAUGAAAUCAGUCGCAUAUAUUCCAUGGCCAUGAUUCUCGACAAUAAACUUUAUGCCUGGACAUGGGCUCUUCCCCAACAUUGGGCCCCAGUUCCGGCAACCAUGGUACCCCAAUCGGUCCGAGAGGCAGGUAUGUUCAAAAACAGGUGUGAUUGUUAUACAGAGAUGUGGAUAGGGAGCACAUGGAAUACCUAUCGAGAAUCUCGGAUUGUUGUCCAAAGCAUCAUCCUCAACUGUCUCCGUCUGCUCCCGAACCUUGGCACUCCUGACAGGGUUGAAGCAGUGAUAUCUACUAUUAGAGAAAUGGCCACCGAUAUUUGCGCUGCAGUCCCCUUCUUCCUAGGCAGCCAGACAAUGUCAGUUCAUCUGGACCCCUCCAAGGUUGAGUAUCCCGAGGCUGAGGAGCGCCGGGUGACUUCGGCCCAUCAACAGACGGCUCCCCUUCUUGGCGGGUGGUUAAUUCGGUCCGAACUUGAGUAUCUCUGCUCGCCUGACCUGUGCUUGCCUGAGGAGCAGCAGACUUGGGUUAAGAGCCAGAUGCAUAGAAUCUGGCGAAUCUACACAUUCGAAUCCCGGGUUAUAUGA
Molecule: messenger RNA, 1608 nt
Organism: Aspergillus bombycis
Lineage: Eukaryota; Fungi; Ascomycota; Eurotiomycetes; Eurotiales; Aspergillaceae
Product: Zn(II)2Cys6 transcription factor domain-containing protein
Exons: 4
Coding region: 1-1608 (535 amino acids)
Biological process (GO): regulation of DNA-templated transcription
Molecular function (GO): zinc ion binding; DNA-binding transcription factor activity, RNA polymerase II-specific
Source: RefSeq, a predicted model, not a curated record